Trichogramma pretiosum is the source of this 563-nucleotide messenger RNA. RefSeq lists its product as uncharacterized. The record is from RefSeq and is a predicted model, not a curated record. The transcript is spliced from 4 exons. The coding region runs from base 62 to 361 and encodes 99 amino acids. NCBI's taxonomy places the organism in Eukaryota, Metazoa, Arthropoda, Insecta, Hymenoptera, Trichogrammatidae.
CCAAUCGGCACAGUAACUCAGCGAACUAAUUGAAGAGUGAACUAACUUAAAGAAAACAACAAUGGCUUUCAAAACCGUUUUUUUCCUACUCGCAUGCAGUAGCUUUGUUUUUGGUUUCAAUGUUGAUGCAAGAGACAAAAGACAGGCGGAUGCUGGAGGGCUUAUGGGUCAAUUUACAAAUGGUUUUGGUGGAGUUGGUAAAACUUUUGAUUAUGGACGAAAUGCCAUUGUCGAUGGUUGGGAUUCUAUAAAAGAUUUGGGACAUAAAGGAAUCGAAACUCAAGCUACUUUACAAAAAUCUGGAUUCGAUCUUGGUACUAUCGUUCCUCAGUUCGGAAGAAAUGUUAUUGCUAAUAAUUAAAAUAGAUGUUAUACUAAUUUUUCUGGAAGUUAAAUAAAAUAUACAGCUUUACCCGAGGCAUCUUAGUGCUAACUCACAAAAAUACGUCAAAAUUAUACAAAGGAUAUUUUGAGAAUAAUUAGUGCAACGUAAAGUUUUCUUUUUAAUGUAAAUGAAAUAUUAUUCUGAAUCAAAAAUAAAAUAAAUUUAAAAAGCUCAUAAA